GUAAUGAUUUCUUAGAAGACUCUCCAUAUGAACCCGUGAACAGCCGUCUGUCUGAUAUUUUCCGUCUGGCUCCCAUCAUAGAGGGUGGGGAACCUUGGAGCACCUCUGCCACUUCGGCUCUGGGCAGGGGGGGCACCCAGGGCAGGUUUUCCCAGGGCAGAGAGCCUGCUCUGGGCAGAGGGAGCCCUUCCUCCACGGAACUUCAGGAUCCCAGUAGAAACAGGAGAGCUCAUCCCAAUUGGGCCAUUCUGGGUGAACCUGCAGUGGCCAGAGAGAACAACUGUCUCAAUGCUGCUAAGGCCUGCAACCUGAACGACACGUGUAAGAAGUACCGCUCGGCCUACAUCAGCCCCUGUACCAGCCGCGUCUCCACAGCUGAAGUCUGCAACAAGAGGAAGUGCCACAAGGCCCUGCGGCAGUUCUUUGACAAGGUUCCUCCCAAGCACAGUUACGGCAUGCUAUUCUGCUCAUGCCCGCUCAGCGACCAAACGGCAUGCUCUGAAAGGAGACGUCAAACCAUCGUUCCUGUCUGCUCGUAUGAAGAGAAACAGAAACCCAACUGUCUGGAGCUGCAGGCAUCCUGCAAGACCAACUACAUCUGCAAGUCACGACUCGCUGACUUCUUUGUCAACUGCCAGCCGGAGCCCCGCUCGCUGUCAGGCUGCCUGAAGGAGAACUAUGCAGACUGCCUCCUCGCCUACUCGGGUCUGAUUGGUACUGUCAUGACUCCCAACUACCUGCGCUCACCCAAAAUCAGUGUCUCUCCCUACUGCGACUGCAGCAACAGCGGCAACAAUAAGGAUGAGUGUGACAAAUUCACUGAGUUCUUCACAGAGAACACCUGCCUACGUAACGCCAUCCAGGCCUUCGGGAAUGGAACUGAUGUCGGGGUGUGGCAGCCCAUGUCCCCCGUCCAGACCACCACCUCCAUCACCACCCCCUACCAAAGAAACCGUGAACGCAACCCCAACACCAUUGACAACCACAUUAACACAGACCCUGCAAUCUAUCACUUCUGCGGCAGCCUACAGGCUCAGAAAUCGCAGUCAAACUCGAGUGCUGAUGGCGUCAUCUGUGUGGACCCUCAGAUAGAUGGUCCAAGUACCUCCAACGCCAUCCUGAGAAACUCGGCUGCCUCCAGACGGCCUGAGGGCCUGGCCUCUCUGCUGCCCCCGCUGUUCUGGCUGUGGUACUGCAGCCUGCCGGUGCUUUCCUGGCAAGGCAAUUUGUAGCUGCGUCACUUCCCAGCAACAAACAGACUGACAAACACAUUUGUAUAAAAGAAGAAGACAAACAAGGAAUUAUAUCCUUUCUUUUCAGUUAGACCUGUUGUACUUUUUUCUCUUGGAUUCUGUCUUUUAAUUCCUGCUUUGAUUUGUUUUGUUUUUUUAAUGAAUUUUUGAAAAGCUUUGUUGUUUCUUUCUUCUCUUUUUUUUUUUUUUUUUUUUAGCAUUGCUGCUGUGUGCUAAAACAGUGAUCUGCUAUACAUGUUAAUUCAAGUUUUGACUGUGUGCUCAUGUUGGGUUAGUCGGAGAAAGAGGUGAUUUGAAACGGCUUCGUACCCCGCUCACUUGGGCAGAGAUGAGAAAAUACUGGAGGACUACAUUCCAAUAAACCACAGCGUGUGACUCUUGGAACGCAAUGUAAACGAACAUCAAUUUUCAGAGUUGUCUGAUCAGUUUUCACCCAUGUCUGUUUGUGUGUUGAGGCUAUAGGUGGGAUCUUUCGCUUAAAAGUCACAGUGAGUUCAGUAAUGGCUACAUAUUAUCACUUGGGCAGCCUUUUAGGUGUUACUCCAUCUCCUCUGUGGUUUGUGUCUGUUUUGAUAAUGGCGUGAUCUGGUAUUUUACAUUUUUAUGAGCUGAAUCAAAUGUCACUUGACGAAAAAAAGUCAUUUUCUUUUUUUAGGACAAAAUACAUUAACUUAAAACAUCAGAGAAGUUUAGCGCCCAAACUGUUUUUAUUGUAGCUCAUACUGAACACAGAUUGCCGCUGGCAGAAGCACACAGGCAAAGUCCCACAAACACUUGAUGCACAUUUUCACACAGUCAGACAGAAACACACAGCAACACACUCGGUCCGAGGCUUUCGGCUCCCUUUCUUCACUUUAUAAAACGGCGUGUUGCUCAGCGAUCACAGGUCGGGACGCUGCUGUGGACGGCUGAAUCCACUCCACUCGUUAGUGAUUGUACAUACUUGCAAUUGUCCAAACCAUGUUUAAUGUUUCUUUUGGAGAAGGUAAGAGAGAAGCUGCUAAAGUUUUACCUGAAUUUUCCUUUUUGCUUAGAUGAACGCCACUGCAUCGAGCCCACAAAAACCAGAGCUGACAAAAAGCAGGCUUGCUGCUGUAGAGUGUAAUCAGCACUAACUCAUGCAUCCAUCAGUACAUCGUCUUCUGUCACUUCUGUGUUACAACUUAUUGCCUCAAUUGUAAAACUGUCAAAGCAUGUUCAGAGAGGAAAUGUUAAAUUUAAGCUGACCAUUUGCUAAACCCCAUAAGCCGUAGUCACUGUUGCUAAUUAAUUCCAGUAUGGUGAGUUUCAAAUGACAUAAAAGAGGCAGAAUUUCCUCUUCAUUUUAAGUAGCAAAGAUCUGUCACAGAUACUUUAUAAUCUCUAACUAACAAGCUUAUUUACAUAAUUAACAUUUACUGGUUAGAGAACGAGAACCUCAAAUGAGGGUUUUUGUUGUACAUUUGCAGGCUACACGCCAACUCUGCUUCCUAAUAUAAGCUGUGCUGUUUGCCUGAAAUAUGCUAGAUGUUUGCUAGCCUUCACCUCAGCUAAUUCAGGUCACUGAACUUGACCCCUCGGCCAUAUUCUUGGUGGUGUUACCUUUUGGAGCAUUUCUAGUGUGAUCACUUAUUAAAUAAGAUUCCUGUGUGGUUAAUUUGGCCAAUAGUCUGUCCACUAACUCUGUGCUCCAGUUUUAAUAAGGGAAGCUCUCAUCUUUUAGUUGUAUAUUACUUGAAUAUUAUCAACAGGUAUAUGUGUCUGUGCAGUGUGACAGUUCAGUCUGUGGGUGCACCUUCCUAAGAAAACUUGUUAGUGUUAGCUAACAGCUUAGCACUUGACUCUGUGGUCCUAAUCUGUCAUUUCUAGUUCCAAAAACAAACAAAUAAAUAACAAGAAAGUAUCCAAAGUUCAGUACAAGCUGCUUUAAAACAAGACGCACACACAAUAGACAGCCUAUUGUGGUUCCAGGGAAACCGUGAGCAUGCAUUUAGCAGAUGUGGAAAUACAAAUUAUUUUGUUCUAAUAUGUCAUCAUUAGAAACUUGGAAAACUAGAAACAGUUUUGAGAAUGAGAGCUAACUUUGGUAAAUGUUCCGUGGAUGAUGCUCCUGAGGGCAAAGAGUCCUGAUCUGACAGUGUUAGUUGUUAAUAACCUGAUAAUUUUCUAAUUUGAAUUAUAAAGAAUAUCAACUUAAGAGUUGAUUUAGGUAUUUGAAAUGGAACAUUAGAGUCAAGAGAUGAUGCCACCCUUCCUACUUUUCAAAUAUUGUUAAAUUGCUCUUUGUGACGAACACCACUUUGCCAUGUUGAACAGACUUCAAAGCUUGACACCUUAAGCACAGGCAGGAGUUUAGCAAAUGGUUACUUUUGUCUUCUGAUCUAUAUGGAAAUCAUUAAUGGUUUUGUGCGUCUACUUUGGAUGACUACUGGAAAAAUUUAAAAAAGGAAAAACACGGCAUUGUGGCAUCAUUUUUCCAGCUUUUCCAUUGGAGGCAAAUAAAAUCUUAGCUUUUAAUUUUGACAGAUUUCUCUGUGAUCGGGAUACUUACACACAUCUCUGUGGCAUGUUCAGCACUAGCCACUGACAAGAUACUCAUCACUCGCUGCUUAGGUUUAUGUCGCUUCUCAAAACACAACUAAUGUAUAGUAGAACUUUAAUGUUAUUUACCGAGCAUAAACAUGGUAUAUGCACUGUAUGUACUUGGCUGAAACUAUGAAUUGGACAAAUAAAUGUCUGAUAAUAUUCUAUUUCAGAGCAUUGUGAGCUAUUUUGACAUUCAGAUACAACAUAGAGUACAUUGAAUAAGCCAGAAUAUUGUUUUUUAUAACAACUUAAAUGUAUAUUUCUCUCAGUAUGUACAUGAUUAUGGAAUAUUAUUGCAUCUGAGGCAGAGGAUAUCAUUAUCACUCUCUUACUGUACCUUAAAAACCGCUGUAUUUCCUAAGCAUACUGUUUUGUACCAUAGCCCCAUUUAUGACGUUGCUAAAAUGCAGUGUUGACAGGUUUUUCUUUGUUUGUUUGUUGUUUGGAUAAAAAUUACACUUAUUUUUCUAUCUUUUACUAAUUUGUGCUCUUUUGAUGAGUUGAAGUUAAUGAGAUGGACCUGCUAAAGAUUUAAAUGGUUCUUUUCUAUGCUGAAGUUAAGGAACACAGAAAACUCAUUGCAUGGUGUUAGAAAUCAAUAUUUAAGGACAAAUAUAUUCCGGACCAUGCUUUGGAAGGAUUUUUUUAUGGUGUGUUUGAAGAUGGUUGGGGACGUGGGAUGAUUCCCACAAACUGAAUGUCUGUUUGGAUGGAAAGUUAAAGAUAAAUCUUAUUAGUUGUUGUUUUACAAAAAGCCCUGCCUAGGACUGAUUGCAUUUCUAAGAACUGUGUCUUAGAGUAUGUGUGAUCAUUUUAUAUUUGAAUCCCAGAGCCAUGUCUUCGUGGUCUUUGGAAUAUGAGAGUGACUCAGUGCUUUCUGAUCACAGAAGGCCUCAAAACUGGGGACACUUCCUCACAAUGAAAGGAUCCCCACUUUUGGACCAAACAAACAGUAGAGAUGGUAAAAAUAUUUGCUGUCCUUCACAGUCCCAUUUGUUCUUUUGAAAUACCAGAAAUACCAGCUUUUUUUGAUUUUGAGUUUGCAGACUCCCUUAGCUAUGUGGCAUCAUCAACUUCUUAGCUUGUGAAAAUGUAAAAUCUGUUGUACAAAAAGUUAUAAUUAAAAACUGUUAAAUCACCCAGA
Haplochromis burtoni (Burton's mouthbrooder) is the source of this 4962-nucleotide messenger RNA. It is a transcript of the gene gfra1a, whose product is annotated as gdnf family receptor alpha 1a. Gene Ontology annotation, molecular function: signaling receptor activity. Lineage: Eukaryota; Metazoa; Chordata; Actinopteri; Cichliformes; Cichlidae. The record is from RefSeq and is a predicted model, not a curated record. Gene Ontology annotation, biological process: nervous system development. Gene Ontology annotation, cellular component: signaling receptor complex; external side of plasma membrane.